Messenger RNA from Triticum turgidum subsp. durum (durum wheat), 1494 nucleotides. The record is from the annotation of a GenBank genome assembly. NCBI's taxonomy places the organism in Eukaryota, Viridiplantae, Streptophyta, Magnoliopsida, Poales, Poaceae.
AUGCUUGGGCACAACAAUAUGUCGCCCAACAGACUAGAGGUCGUGCUGAUGCUGUUGAUGCUCAUGGUUUACAAUGCUUCAGGAGCAUUUGUUGGUAUCAACAUUGGCACUAACGUGUCAGACCUGCCAUCAGCAUCAGACAUAGUCUCCAUCCUUAAAGCCAAGAAGAUUCAACAUGUUCGCUUGGUUGAUUCAAACCAUGAGAUGCUAGUCGCCCUUGCGAACACUGGAAUUGAAGUGAUGGUUGGUGUGCCAAAUAAUGAGCUGCUCCGUGUGGGGCAAUCUCGUCCGACAGCUGCUGAUUGGAUUAACAAGAAUGUUGCUGCCUACAUUCCAGCAACAAACAUCACGUAUAUUGCCGUGGGUGAUGAGAUUCUUACUACUGUCCCAAAUGCAGCUCUUGUUCUAGUACCUGCAUUGCAAUUCCUCCAAUCAGCACUGUUGGCUGCAAACCUCAAUACCCAGGUGAAACUAUCAAGUCCUCAUUCAAUGGAUAUGAUCUCUAAGGCAUUUCCUCCCUCUGCUGCCACUUUCAACUCAACAUGGAGCUCAAUAAUGUUACAGUAUCUUGGAUUUCUGAAGAGGACAGGAUCUUCCUUCAUGCUGAAUGCUCAACCGUACUAUGGCUAUGUGAAAGGGCAAGGUGUAUUCCCUUUAGAGUAUGCCCUGUUUCGAUCACUCAAUCCCAACAGUCAGAUUGCAGAUCCGAACACCAAUUUGUUCUAUACCAAUAUGUUUGAUGCUAUGGUUGAUGCCACAUACAACUCAAUGAAAGCAAUGAAUUUCACCGAUAUUCCUGUAAUGGUCACAGCUUCUGGUUGGCCAUGGCAUAGUGCACGCAAAGAACCGGCUGCGGAUGUUGAUAAUGCUCUGGCCUACAAUACAAAUCUCAUACGCCAUGUACUAAAUAACUCUGGUACCCCUAGCCAGCCAAAUAAUCAAGUAAGCACAUACCUGUUUGAGUUGUUCAGCGAGGAUCUUCGGUCAGGAUCUGUUUCGGGGGAAAGUUGGGGGAUUAUGUUUACCAAUGCAAGUGCAGUGUACUCCCUGACAUUUGAAGAUGUGGCUACAGCUAGUACUGAUUCACCGGCUCUGCACGGGAUGUUUUGUGUGGCAAAUUCAAGUGCACCCCAUAGUGCAUUGAAGCAAAGUUUGGAUUGGGCAUGUGGCCCUGGUUCUGCAAACUGCAGCGCAAUUCAACCUGGGCAGCCGUGCUACAAACCAGAUGACAUUGUAGCUGUUGCUUCGUAUGCUUUCAAUGAUUAUUAUCAUAGAACGCAAGCAAGUGGAGGAACAUGUAACUUUAAUAGCACAGCAACGAUAUCAUCUACGGAUCCAAGCCAUGGUUCAUGUAAAUUUGCAGGAAGCACCGGUGUCAAUGGCAGUGGUAUGGCUUCUGGACCUGUGAGCCAAGAUAGUUCCGCUUCACAAUCUCAAUCUUUCUGGUUGACUUGGCUAAUCGCCAUGCUGCUGCCUGUUCUACUUCUCAUGUAA